AUGUAUCCUACAAAUUUUGGCGCCGUUGACAUGAGGAGGAUACAGUCCACAGGCACCGACGAGCGUGCCUCGUAUGCCAUGUCCGGACCGCAGUCGGUUUCGACGAUGAGUCACAAUUCUCCUGCGACGCCGCAUACCACAUACGAGCCAGAGUACGACGAGAAGCAUGUCUAUGGUGAGACCACUACCGACGACGACGACUUGUUGUUCCAAUACUUACAAUUUGACGCAGGCUACCCUUCGGCCGCGUACCAGCAAUCACUGCAAGAUGUCUUCCCAGACCAACAAUACGCCAUGGUAUAUCCUCAGGCACAGCAGCAGAUGCAGCGCAUGGGAGUGCCACAACACCGGCAAAAUAUGAUGGCGGAUAGACUUCAGGCAGCGCAACAAGACCAUCUACGCACCAAUUCGCCGACGUCGAAUCCUCGAGACAAUUCACCGUUCCGGCAGAACUCACCAUACGGCAUGCCUGCGCCACCUCAACGGCCUCCUACUCUGCAGAAACAACGGACAUCAAUAUCACCUAAGGAACUGAUGUUGGAUGACCAUGAUAUUGAGGACCAUCAAACACCACUGUUCCCUGAUCAGUCGCAUUCCAUGUUUGUCAAUCACAGAAACCCGUCGAAUCUCUCAACCUUUUCGACUCCCACCUUGGCACCUUCGGAGUCAUCGAUGCAAAUGCCUCAGCAGUAUACUUUCGUCGGCCAACCCGGCCGGCCGCAGGACUCCACGCCGGAUUUUCCGGCACAUCUUCUGUCGAUGGAAUCGACCGGUGAUGAGGGACCUUCGGAACCUUCUAGUCAGCAGUCGACGCAUCAGCAGCAGCCUCGGUCACAAAACCAGGCUGCGCCUCAAGGGCAACCUCAGCAGCAGCGGCCUGUUGACACAUCAUCUGACUCGGGCACCUACUCAUGCACGUAUCACGGAUGUCACCUACGGUUCGAGUCACCGGCGCAAUUACAAAGACACAAAAGAGAAGGCCAUAAGCAGGCAUCACCGACUGCGUCAGCGUCUCCUAAUCUGUCGCUACGCAACUCUCAGGCUGGUCCUCACCGAUGCGAACGCAUCAACCCUAGUACGGGCAAGCCUUGUAACUCGGUGUUUUCCCGGCCCUACGAUCUGACCCGGCAUGAGGACACGAUACACAAUGCCAGGAAACAAAAGGUGAGGUGUCAUCUCUGUACGGAAGAGAAGACAUUCUCUCGCAACGAUGCUCUCACCCGCCACAUGCGUGUGGUUCACCCUGAUGUCAACUGGGUUGGCAAGCAGAAGCGGAAGAAUGCGAAGUAA
Capronia coronata CBS 617.96 is the source of this 1290-nucleotide messenger RNA. RefSeq lists its product as uncharacterized. The transcript has a single exon. Bases 1 to 1290 code for a protein of 429 amino acids. Gene Ontology annotation, cellular component: nucleus. NCBI's taxonomy places the organism in Eukaryota, Fungi, Ascomycota, Eurotiomycetes, Chaetothyriales, Herpotrichiellaceae. The record is from RefSeq and is a predicted model, not a curated record. Gene Ontology annotation, biological process: regulation of transcription by RNA polymerase II.